AUGGCGUUCCUGGAAAAUCCCUUGAAAACGCGCCUGCUCACUUACUGGGCAACACUAGUGGUUUUUAUUAUAGCUGGUGUUGUCUCAAUUGUUCUAGCGCUCGUGGUACUUCUCGAUCCUAACUUGAAAGGCUCAGGAAUCGUAACACUCCAGGUUGGGAUCGCUGCGCCAAGCCCAGAACUUCGUUUGUUUAAGGACAGUCCUCUUGGCCUUGGAAUACCUCCUCCCAUCGAGACCAUUGCCGCAGGUGCGCCCACGGCGCUUGGUAGCGUGGUUACCGGAGUUCAGAGUGCCGUCGGAUCAGAAGCUUCUGCGGCCCAGAGUGCCAUUCAAAGUGCAGCCGCCGCUGUUGACUCUAUCGAGCUGGGGAACAUCUCAAUCGGCACAGAAAAUCUUUGUUUGGGUUUUAAAAAUGGCAGAGUUGACUGUCGAGGUCUACCAUUGAACAUAUCUUCCAUUCUACCGGAGACGCUUUCCAGCGUACUUGGAGAAAGCCUGGAAACGCUCCAAACCAUUGAGAAUACAUUGGUAUCAGCCAUUCUAGGAACUGUACGACGCUCACUUAUUGCUGGAGUGGUUCUAGUGAUCUCCUGUGCCAUCUUGUCAUUUUUCCACCGAUCUACACAACGUCCAUGGCAAAGAGUAACCAUAAUCUUGGUGAGUAUUGUAUGUCUAAUCACUCCGUUUGUUAUAUCGACUGCUACGGUCCACGUGGUACUAUCAAAGUUUGAGCGGUCCAUCCGCGACCACUUGUCACAAUUCUUCACUACUCAAAAUGGUAGGGUCGGCACUUACUGCACAGCAGCACUAGUGUGUGCAACGGUGAUGACGGUAGCCAGCAUCGGUUUGAUUUUAAUGUGA
Messenger RNA from Talaromyces proteolyticus, 861 nucleotides. RefSeq lists its product as uncharacterized. NCBI's taxonomy places the organism in Eukaryota, Fungi, Ascomycota, Eurotiomycetes, Eurotiales, Trichocomaceae. The transcript is spliced from 2 exons. The record is from RefSeq and is a predicted model, not a curated record. Bases 1 to 861 code for a protein of 286 amino acids.